Rotaria socialis is the source of this 1920-nucleotide messenger RNA. The record is from the annotation of a GenBank genome assembly. Lineage: Eukaryota; Metazoa; Rotifera; Eurotatoria; Philodinida; Philodinidae.
AUGGAAGACGUUAUCUCGAUCGCUUCACUUUACAUCGACGAACAUACAUCAGAUGAACUAUACGAACUUGUUCGAAAUAAUUUAACUAAUCAACUUGAUGCUCGUUUACACUCUCUUUCUAAUCCGAUUCAAUAUUUGACAACUGUACGUUGCUGCGGUGAAGAAGAGUUAACUUUAUUAAUGGUAGCGGCUCUUAAUGGAUACAAUGAGAUAGUGCAGAUUCUAUUUCAACAUUGUCCACCUGAGCUUCAGAUAGAAUUACACGGAAGUGUAGUAAUCUCUAAAUCAAAUGUUAUCACUCGUAUGACAGCAGUUCAGUGUGCUUGUUAUCGAUCGCAUUUCGUUGUAGCUAAAACUUUGAUUGACAUUGGUGGAGCUGAUGUCAAUCAUGACAAUGACAAAUGGCCAGAUUAUCCAUUACUCAUUCAAGCUAGCGGCGAGAAUCGUCUUGAUAUAGUUCGUUUUCUUGUUGAAAAUGGUUACGCUGACGUUAACAAAACUCAAUCAAAUGAUCGGGAUCGAUGCACUGCUAUUAUAUGGCCUGCUUACAAAGGCUACAUCACAAUAAUCGAAUAUUUAAUCGAAAAGGGUGCUGAUAUCAACUAUUCAUGUAAAAACAGCAAUCUUGAUGGAACAGUGCCCAUCACAUUUGCUGUUCUUCUAGGAGAUGUAAAUGUCAUACGAUUGCUAUGUGAUUCAGGUGCGGAUACAAAGGCUACGUUGAAAAGUGGUAAAACGCUUGUCAUGGCUGCUGUCGACCAUCAACAUUUUGACGUCAUCGAUUUUCUAUUACAGCGAUCGAUAGCCACCAUCGAUGAUCUCGAACUUGCUGCUAAUCUAUCAAUCAAUCACUUACAAAAAGCAUCGAAGAUCAUCAAUGUUGCUUUCGAAUAUCGUGCAUCGAAUAACAUUCCAAAAAAUUGUGUAGAACCUAAUAUUACCUACGAGUUUUAUCGAGAAUGUCAAACAUUGGAAGAAUUCGAGAUUAUCAAAAAUGAUCCCGACAGGAUGUGGAUUGAAGCAGCGCUCGUUCGAGAACGUAUUUUGCUUCCAAGAAAUGAUUCUUCUUUAAUCAGACCAUUGUUGGAUCGCGGCGAUGUAUUAGCGUCCAGAGACGAAUUUGAUAAAUGCUUUCAUUUGUGGGUUCAUGCAUUUCGCCUAUACCAAACUAUGCAGAUAACCACUAAUAUUCAUCGAUUUAUAUGGUUAUUUUGUAAAAUGCUUACUAAAAAUCAGUCAAUUCCUAUUGAUCAAUUUUUAACAGUUUGUUAUCUUUUUUUCGAACCAUCGCAAACCAGAUAUAUGAAUAAUGAUAUACAGAAUGCGUUAUGUCUUGUUAUUAUUGCAACGAAGAUUCUUGAACGACAGGUAACAAAAAGCGAAGAACGAUCGUUGAUAUUUCGAUGGAUUUCCAAAUUAUGCCAGCGAAAUCUAGUAGCUAAAAAUGGAGAAACUCUGCUUCAUUUCUGCGUGGAUAUUUGUACUAAUCGGCAUCUUAACUGGCGUCCUAAUGAUAUUCGAUCACACCUUCAAUUUCCAAAUGUGCCUGCUCUUCAAUUAUUACUUGCAUGUGGAAGUCAUUGGCUAGAUUUAGACGCUGCCGAACGAACUUUUGGUUGUACAGCAUUGCAUUUAGCUUGCCAACAAUUCGAAGUGUCAGUGAUUGUCAAAUGUCUGAUACACGCCGGUGCUCAUCUCGAUUGUGUCAAUGAUGAAGGCCAAACUCCAAUAGAAUGCGCAGACGAUAUUGCCAUAAGAGCUCUCUUCAAUACUCAGAACGUUCCACGUCGUCUAAAAUGCAUAUGUGCACGGCUUAUUGCCGAUAAAAGACUCAAUAUUGCCGAGAACGAUCUAUUCAAACCAUAUCUACAAAAAUUUAUUUUAAUGCAUGACAAUCGAAGAACUAAAUUCAAGUGCUAG